Molecule: messenger RNA, 1613 nt
Organism: Hevea brasiliensis (rubber tree)
Lineage: Eukaryota; Viridiplantae; Streptophyta; Magnoliopsida; Malpighiales; Euphorbiaceae
Product: UDP-xylose transporter 3
Exons: 8
Coding region: 225-1268 (347 amino acids)
Cellular component (GO): Golgi apparatus
Molecular function (GO): UDP-xylose transmembrane transporter activity; antiporter activity
Source: RefSeq, a predicted model, not a curated record
AACAAACGGUGGGCCGGACUAGGCCUUCUUCUAGGAGUCAAAAAUCCCCGCAACCAAACACCAUUUAUUUUCUCUUUUCUUUCUAUUUCUUUCUCAUUUCUCUUCAUAUUAAAAUUCAUCAUUUCUUCAUCACCAUCCAACAAUAUCAUGACCUGAAUUAGAUCCGGAUCGAGGAGGGAGUGAAUAGAAGGGAAUAGCCACAUACAGACAGAGAGAAAGUGAAGAUGAGUGAGAGCCAGAGGUUCCAGCUGGGGACUCUGGGUGCUCUGAGUUUAUCAGUUGUAUCGUCGGUUUCGAUUGUGAUAUGCAACAAGGCUCUCAUUAGUACUCUCGGUUUCACUUUUGCCACAACAUUAACAAGCUGGCAUCUUCUGGUCACAUUUUGUUCUCUUCAUGUGGCAUUAUGGAUGAAAUUGUUUGAACACAAGCCUUUUGAUGCAAGAGCUGUAAUGGGAUUUGGCAUAUUAAAUGGGAUAUCCAUUGGGCUUUUGAAUCUUAGCUUGGGUUUCAACUCUGUUGGUUUCUAUCAGAUGACAAAAUUGGCAAUCAUCCCAUGUACGGUUCUUUUGGAGACGCUUUUCUUCAGGAAGAGAUUCAGCCGGAAUAUCCAGCUUUCACUGGCGAUCCUUCUUGUGGGUGUUGGAAUUGCAACUGUGACUGAUCUUCAACUCAAUGUCCUUGGUUCUGUCUUGUCUGUACUUGCAGUUAUUACAACUUGUAUUGCUCAGAUUAUGACCAAUACUAUCCAGAAGAAGUUCAAAGUCUCUUCCACCCAACUUUUAUAUCAGUCUUGCCCCUAUCAAGCAUUAACUUUGUUCAUUAUUGGUCCAUUUCUAGAUGGCCUACUGACUAAUCAAAAUGUUUUUGCUUUCAAGUACACCCCUCAAGUUCUGUUCUUCAUAGUUCUGUCCUGCCUGAUAUCCGUCUCUGUGAACUUCAGUACUUUUCUGGUAAUUGGGAAAACAUCCCCCGUCACCUAUCAGGUCCUAGGGCAUCUGAAAACAUGCCUAGUUUUGGCCUUUGGUUAUGUUCUACUUCGUGAUCCUUUUAGCUGGCGCAACAUCUUAGGGAUCCUUAUUGCAGUAAUUGGGAUGGUAUUGUAUUCUUACUAUUGCACCACGGAGAAUCAGCAGAAGGCCAGUGAAGCAUCAGCAAAAUUGCCUGAGGUUAAGGAAAGUGAAUCUGAUCCUCUGGUUGGUGUAGAAACUGGAGCCGAUGUAGUCCCAAAAGCUCCCGUGUGGAAUUCAAACAAGGAUCUUCAUGCAUAAACCUCAAAUUUUAUAAAUUCAUUCACCCUAGAUCAAUAUUAGUAGGUGAAACUUUUUCAGCGAUGAAGAUGUUGCUGGCAAGGGUCUUCAUAUAUCGCAGUUGGGGUAUUCUGAGAUCAUUUCCUCUAUUAUAUUAGACUGAGUUGAAGGAAAUUGUCCUUUUAUAUAGCAUUUUUGGUUUUUAGUUUUGCAUGAAUCAGAAAUGGCAAUGGGAUGAUACCGGAAUUUGACUUGUUAAAUGUAUACUUUUGUUCCCCAAUACUAGAAAAAAAGAAUUCCAUUAAUGUUCUUUCUGUUUGUAUUCCUACCAAUCUGUGAAGAAUGAAGGCUUCUUGCCCUUGACUA